Molecule: messenger RNA, 2925 nt
Organism: Gamsiella multidivaricata
Lineage: Eukaryota; Fungi; Mortierellomycota; Mortierellomycetes; Mortierellales; Mortierellaceae
Exons: 6
Coding region: 93-2645 (850 amino acids)
Molecular function (GO): ubiquitin binding; phosphatidylinositol binding; metal ion binding
Source: RefSeq, a predicted model, not a curated record
CUUCUCUUUUUUCCAUUCAGACCCGCACGCCACCACCCCUAUCAUGUCUUGGCUUUGGAGCGCCUCACCAAUCGACGAGCUCGUUGGUAAGGAUGUCCUCCUCUCACUCUAUGUUGCUCUCUCCAUUGCUUGGCUCUCACAGGCAGCUUUUUUCAGGCAAAGAGUACAUGCUGCUUCGCCAGGCAUUCCUUCCAGCAAACCCGCUAAUCACGCUUUUUGGGACUCAUUUGUGCCUGGUGCCAAACAUAGACAAAGCGACGUCUGAGAACCUGCCUGCGGGUUCGGAAGACCUGGCACUGAAUCUGGAGAUUUGCGAUCAGAUUCGGUCUAAGCAGGUCUCGCCAAAGGAGGCUGUCAAGGCUCUGAAGAGGCGUCUUGACCACAAGAACCCAAACGUGCAAUUGCUUGCGCUUGGCCUGACCGAUGUCUGCGCCAAGAACGGAGGACAUCACUUUUUGGUCGAAAUUGCGUCGCGCGAAUUCAUCGAUAACUUGACGUCGAUUCUGAAGGCACCUUCUGGAUGUAACUUUGAGGUCAAGAACCGCAUCCUGGGGUUGAUUCAGACAUGGGGAAUACUUUUCAGAGGAAAGCAGGGCCUGGGAUAUGUCUGCGACACAUAUAUGAUCCUCCAGCAUGAAGGCUUUCAGUUUCCUCCAAAGGACAAUAUCGGUGUAGCCCUUGUCGAGUCGGAAGCGCCACCGGACUGGACGGACUCGGAUGUUUGCACACGCUGCCGCUCGGCUUUCACCUUCACCAAUCGCAAGCAUCAUUGCCGUGCGUGCGGUUCGACAUUCUGCGGGCAGUGCUCCAGCAAGACCAUGGCACUGCCCAAUCUCGGGGUGAUGCAGGAGGUCCGUGUGUGUGACGGAUGCUGGAUGAAGAAAAAGCUUGGCAACAAGAGUGUUGUCGCCCUUGAGAGUCAUGGAUUGGGAGGCGGCCUGGAGUAUGUACCGAAUUCCAGCAAGACUUCCUCCACCGCGGCGGCUAUCGCAUCAAAGAGUUCGUCAUCAACACCAAUCCCCUCAACAUCGACGGGCAGUGCAUCGAAUUCGGCUGCGCAGGCGGAGGAUGCUGACUUACUGAGGGCCAUCGAGUUGUCAUUGAAGGAGGCCAACAAUCAACCUGGAUAUUCUGCUCUCAAGCGUUCCAGCACUGAGCCUGCAAAAAAGGCACCCACUCUGACAGAAGAAGAGGAGGACGCGGACCUUUUGGCCGCCAUCGAGGCUUCGUUGAGAGAAACCAGCAUUCACUCAUCAUCGUCGCCUGCGGCACCUCGGUCUAACCAGCGACAGUCUUCAUAUUCAUCAUACACGUACACGAAGAAGCCGAUCGCCACAUUUGUUUCUCCUAAUGAGCUGUCUGACACUGAGAAAUCCAAUAUUGAAAUGUUCUCUGUGCUGGUUGACAGAAUUCAUGUGAUGCAGGGCGAUGUUACGGGCAACUGCGAGGUUCAGGCGUUAUAUGAACAGAUUUCAAAGCUACAGAUGAAAAUCGCUCUCAGCACCGAGGAGGCUGCCCGGAAGCAAAGAGAAUUUAUCGCAUUCAAUGACAAGAUUGACCAUGCGGUCAGGAUCUAUGACCAUUUAUUGCAAGAACGCUUGAAUUCGACGUAUCAACGAAGGAUGAACGCGAACAAUCAUGGACACCCAGGAAUGCACUCAGGCGCAGGUCAAGGACUGUACAGUGGGGCGGCAACGCCCCAGAUGCCUCAGGUCAACCAUAUAUACCCUCCGGUUGGCGCACCAGAAUCACGAUAUGCACAAUAUGCACCAGCAACAGGCCCAUAUGGCAGCGUUCCUCAGACCCCGCAGAUUGCAUUCCAGGUACCAUACCAGCAACAACAACCACAGCAACAACCACUCCAGCAGCAACAGGCCCCAUAUCAAUACCAGCCCAUGCAAUCCCAGCAACCAUCUGCUACUGCACCCUACUCAGUCGCCUCGCCUAGGAUUCCUGAGCAGCACCAGCCUUUUUCUGCGGCUCCAGGAGGACAGCCACCUGCAUUACAGAGCUCAUUCUCAUAUCAGAAUGCUCUACAACAGCAACAGCCUCUGCCCCAGGCUCAACCUCAUUCUCAGACUCAACCCCAGCAGAACUUUGCACUUCAGCAGCCGACAUCGCAGCAGCAACAGCAGUAUCAUAAUAAUACUGCACCCUCUGUUACAUCACCUAUAAGUAGUCAACCGCCGAUGCCCAAUAACGCGUAUCAGCUUACAGGUCCAACGACGCAGCUGCCUCCUCCCCAACAACAACAACAGCAGCAGCAGCAGCAACAGCCGAUGCAGUCAAUCAUGGGACCUGGUACUCAGCAAGCGCAAGGACCCUAUGUCCCCUAUGACCAACAGAAGCAGCAACCACAGGUGCAGCAGCAACCGCAGGUGCAGCAACCGCAGGUGCAGCAACUGCAGCAGCAAAAGCAACAGCAGCAGCAACAACAGCAACAGCCGGCACCGGUUUCACAGCAGUUCUCGGUUGCUAAUCAGAACGUUUCGUUGCAGUAUGCGCCACAGCAACAUCAGCAACAGCCUAUGCAGCAACCGAUGCAGCAACCACCUGUAAUUCAGCAGCAGCAGCAACAGGGUUAUGUCAUGGUACCAUCUCCACCGCAGCCUCAGGUAGAGGAUGCACCGUUGAUUGAACUGUAAUAAUGGCGUCCAAGUCUUUUAUCAGUUUACGGAUAAAAAAAAAAAAAGGAUGCCAUAUGUACAUUUUUUUUUUUUUUUUUUACAGAACAAUAAGAAUGCAUUGAAUGGAUGCAAUAAGAUCGGCGGAUCCCUUUCUAAAUGAACAUGCAAGAGCAAUUGGCGAAGCACCGCACCCACGAUGGGGGGUUUUUUUUCUUUGGGCUGAAGCACAAUGUGUCACGGCAGACUUUUUUGUCGAUCGCGCCAGAAAUUCAGCGGAGAUCGAUCGACUGCGGGGUAG